AGCGCGCGUGUGAUUUGAUUUGUUUGUGUAUCCUCGUUGUUUUUCUCUCUAGAGUGGUUUAUUGAGAGUAAACAGAGUCUUGUCUUUGUGUAUUUUAGUGUUGAUGAUGAGAUGGAUGUGAUGUGCUGUAAAUCAGUAGGAACUGAUCUGUCUAUGCUGGAUAUUGAUGAUUUUAUCACAGAAAUCUCUCAGCUGAAGAAAGAGGUGGCGUUACUGGAGAUAAAGCUGAGAUUAAGAGGAGAUGAAGGACUGAAUAGAGAGGAUGGGGUUUGUUGUGAAUCUUCAGGGUAUGUGACUGUUUGGAGCUCCAGUGAAUGUCUGGAUUCAGUGUGGAUGAGCAGAGAUCAGAGCCGCACACCACAGUCACUGCUGGAUAAACUCUCUGAAGAGACAUCCAGACACACACAGAACUCAGAUCUCAGUCUGUCUUUACUCUCUUAUACUGAGUCAAAGCUCACAGACACUCAGGACACUACAGUGUGUGACAGUAAACAGAGCUUACAGGAGGAACAAACCUCCACAGAGUCUCUGGAUUCUGUCUGUAACGCUGGAGAACAGCAGCAGAUCCUGCAGACCAAACUCAAGAUGUCUUCAGUUAAACCGAUGGACAGUGGGAACCUAAUGAUGAAGAUGAGAAGAGAAACUACAACAGAUGAAGAUCACACUGAGGAAGAUGGUGACAAUCAUGAUGAUUUUAUUCCUUCAGAUAAGAUCAGUGAUUCGUGUUUAGAUGGAGAAAUAACGUCUUUAUCGUCAAAAGGGCGACAGACGGCACAAACUCUUUCCUGCAUCACUGAUGGAGAGACAUUGAGCUCACAGAGACAUUUAGAUAAAAAUGCAGAACAAAAACUCUUGACCUCCACCAGAUCUGAGAUCAGCUUCACUACCUUACAAAAGUAUAAACGUCAUCAUUCAAAAGUGCACAGAGAGAAGAAGAAGUGUGGGAAUGAUCUUUUAGCAUCAACGUCUCAUAUUAAUGCUCACGUGAGGACACACAGUGCUGAAAAGUCUUUCUACUGCACUGAAUGUGGCAAAUAUUUCAGCACCAAACAAAAUCUUGAUAUUCAUCAGAGAAUUCACACUGGAGAGAAACCAUACGAGUGUCCUCACUGUGAGAAGAGAUUUAGCCAAAAACAUUAUCUGAAGUCACAUAUGCUUAUACACACCGAUGAGAGAUCGUAUCAGUGCAGUCAAUGUGACAAAACCUUUAAGAAUUCAAGUUCAUUAAAAUCACACCAGAAUAUUCACUCUGAGGAGAAACGCUAUCAGUGUUCACACUGUGAUAAAGGUUUCUGUCAGAAAUCUAAUCUGAUUGACCAUGAGAGAGUUCACACUGGAGAAAAACCUUACUUCUGCUCUCACUGUGAAAAGAGCUUCACUACUCAAAGUAUUUUUAAAGUUCAUCAGAGAAUUCAUACAGGAGAAAAACCUUACGUCUGCUCUCAUUGUGGUAAGAGAUACUCUGAUCCAAGUAAUUUUAAAGUUCAUCAGAAAACUCACACUGGACAGAAACCUCAAUCACUGUACUGUUUUUGGGAAGAGUUUCAGCAAAAAAUGUAAUCUAAAGAAACAUGUGCGUAUACACACCAAUAAGAAACCAUAUCAGGUUUUAGUGAGACACCAUAUAACUCAUACAGGUGAAAAACCGUUACAAAUGUUCUCAGUGUGAGAUGCCAGAUUCCUUAAAAGUCCAUUUGAGAGUUCAUACGUGAGAGAAACUUUACGGGCCCUAUCAUACACCCAGCGCAAUGUGCAACACAAGUGUCUUUCGCUAGUUUCAACCUGGCGAAAUGAUCAUCUUCACGUUUAGCUAGCACCAAGUUGUUUAAAUAGCAAAUGCAUCUGCGCCCAAUUUUGCACCCAUGAGCGUUCUGGUCUGAAAAUGAGGUGUGUUCAUGCGCAUUCUUGGUGCGUUGCUAUUUUGAGGCAACUAAAAUAGACUACACCAUUGACCAACUAAAACGUUAGUAAUACGGGAUGCGCGUUUGCUUAUCACACCCAUGGAUGCGCAGCAAAACACAACCCUUUUAUAAUAUGAAAAAAUAAUGGAUUAAAAUGUAAAAGAUUAUUUUUGAGUAUCUUGGACUUAAUUGAGGACCGAUUAUGAGACGUUAGAGGGUGUAAAGAGCUGCUUCACCUGUAGCUUGGUAAGAAAAUGUUUUGCUUUAAAUAAAUGCUUCUGUUUUUAAAUGUUUUUUAAAUGCUACCUCACAAAUUAAUUGUAUAUGAUGACUAUGUAUGUACCUGUGGAUAUGGUGAGAUGAGAAACAUUUUUAAGUAAUGCUUUAAAAAAAAACAUGGCGCUGUCUGAGUGCUGAAACUGUUCUCUGCACAUUUGUAAAUUCUUUAUCUUCUGUUUGUUACAAAUAAAGUAUUUUUAGAGCACAAACCUUUUCUUGCAUAUUUGCAGAUUAUUACACUGAUUUUGUUGGAUAUCCAUACAUUUACAGCAAAUAAAAGCUUGCUAUUUCACUUCCGUGACUGAAAGAAAAAGGCUUUUAAAGGGUUAAAUCUAAAAAAAAAAAACAAUUUCAAUACAAAUAAAAUCAAUCUUAAACUGGUGGCCUUCUUCUUC
Molecule: messenger RNA, 2575 nt
Organism: Misgurnus anguillicaudatus (oriental weatherfish)
Lineage: Eukaryota; Metazoa; Chordata; Actinopteri; Cypriniformes; Cobitidae
Biological process (GO): regulation of transcription by RNA polymerase II
Cellular component (GO): nucleus
Molecular function (GO): DNA-binding transcription factor activity, RNA polymerase II-specific; RNA polymerase II transcription regulatory region sequence-specific DNA binding
Source: RefSeq, a predicted model, not a curated record